Molecule: messenger RNA, 324 nt
Organism: Prunus armeniaca (apricot)
Lineage: Eukaryota; Viridiplantae; Streptophyta; Magnoliopsida; Rosales; Rosaceae
Source: the annotation of a GenBank genome assembly
AUGAACUGUACGGACACUACUCGCUUGUGCACAUCCUUUUUAGCAUUUAAGCCCGAAGCCAAUGAGACCCUUUCGGUGAUUCAGAGCAUGUUCGAUGUGUUACCUGAAGACGUGACGGUGGAAGGCGGUGAUGGGCGGGGCUAUGUGUUUAUAAAAAAGAACUGUUCUUGUGCUGAUGGGAUCAAGAAGUACUUGACCAACACAACGUUUACUGUGAAAUCAGGAGAUGGGUAUGUUUAUAACAUGGUUAUGGAGGCCUAUGGUGGGCUGACUUUUUGCCCAACACGACUAGGCGGGCCAGAUACGGCGCCGUUGUGUCGUUGA